Molecule: messenger RNA, 1096 nt
Organism: Penaeus vannamei (Pacific white shrimp)
Lineage: Eukaryota; Metazoa; Arthropoda; Malacostraca; Decapoda; Penaeidae
Source: RefSeq, a predicted model, not a curated record
AUGGAAAGGAUGCCGAGACGUGUUAAAACAUUACAGAUCGCUCAAAGGGUCAGUGGCAGUCGUGGGAACAUGGCCGAAGAGGGAGUGCUAGACAAAUUUUGCGGCUCCCCAUUUUGGGAUGCCAACCUUACUUGGAACACAGAUACACCCCAGUUUACACCAUGCUUUGAGCGAACAGUGUUGGUGUGGAUUCCCUGUGGGUUUCUGUGGUUAUUUGCCCCCUUGGAGACUCACUAUGUUCUUCAAAGUGCCGAUCGACUCAUACCUUGGUCCUGGCUCAAUGUUUCGAAGCUGGUAGUUUCAGCUGCCUUAAUGACCCUGCAGUGCUUGGACUUCUUUUAUGCUGUCCAUAAGUCUGUUGCAGGAGAAGAUGUAUUUGGUGUAGAUUUUCUUGCUCCUGCCAUUAUAUUCUUCUCAGUGCUUCUUCAGUUGAUAUUUAUCAUAAUGGAAAAGAGGCGAGGAAUUCAAAGCUCGGGGUAUCUCUUCCUCUUCUGGCUGCUGCUCCUUAUCUUUGGGAUCCCAGAGUACUGCACUUAUUUCAUGAAUGUAUCUAAUGAGGAAGUAGACACAGAUAAUUUUACAUUUGCAACAUACAUGGUGUACUUCCCACUGGUCAUAAUCAUGUUGCUUUUGAACUCCUUUGCUGAUGCUACACCAAAAUAUGUUAACUUCCCGAGGGGAGAGAAACCUUGUCCAGAGACAGAAGCUUCAUUUUUAAGCAGAAUCACUUUUUCUUGGCUUGAUAAGUUGAUAUGGAGAGGAUACAGACAACCUUUAGAGCAGUCACAGCUGUGGGACCUGUCGUAUGAAAAUACCUCUAGUAAGAUUGUGAGAAAAUGGGACAAGAACUGGAGAAAAACAACUGCCAAGGCAUACAAGUAUGUAUGAUCAGUGAUUAUUCUUAUUUUUAGAUAUAUUUUUUCUUUCUCUUCUUUUUCUGGUAUUUUUCGUUUUUAUAAGAGGGAUGAAAGAGGAAACAGUUUCCUUCUAAUAUAAAGUGAAAUAGUCACAGUCUUUUCUUUCAUGGUCAGUCUCCUUUUAGAUUCCUUGAAAGUGAGACAUCUAGUCCAGACACUGCUUUUUAAAAAACACUCAA